This is a messenger RNA of Menidia menidia (Atlantic silverside), 6662 nucleotides long. The record is from the annotation of a GenBank genome assembly. Lineage: Eukaryota; Metazoa; Chordata; Actinopteri; Atheriniformes; Atherinopsidae.
CAGCGUAGCGUCGCUGGUCCUGGUCCCGGCGAAGGCGGAAGUGAUGGGGGGGAACCAUCUCGCCCGGGCUGUAGACCGUGGCACAGCUGUUUUACGCUGCUAGCAGUCUGCGCAAGUUGAUAUCCACCGAAUUACAUGCAGGGCAGUGGAACAGGCAAACUCCCAGCAGAGCUGGAGGACCGUCGCGUGGCUCUAUUUGUUCUUUUCUUAAACACACACACACACACUCUCUCUUUAUCCACUAUGCGGAGACUCUGCGAUGCCGUCCGCAUAGGUCGUUUGUAGCGGAUAUUUCAUGGAAGGUGGGACGAAGGGGAGGCUGUGAAGCCGUGGAGUCGGGGCAUCAGCUGAGCAGAUAGAUGAGCGUUAGCAAGCUAGCUGCCGUGAAAGAAACUGUUGUAACAACGCUGUCUCCUCCGUACUAUAACGCUGCUACAGAUCUGUCAUCAUGGCUGCGAACGGCAGCAACCCAUCAUCGGGGAUGGGGGAGAUCAUCCAGCUAAACGUCGGCGGGACAAGGUUCAGCACCUCCCGGCAUACCCUGAUGUGGAUCCCAGACUCUUUCUUCUCAAGUUUACUGAGCGGGAGGAUAUCUACUCUUCGGGACGAAACCGGAGCUAUAUUUAUCGACAGAGAUCCGACAGCAUUUGCACCAAUUCUCAAUUUCCUUCGAACCAAAGAGCUGGACCUGCGAGGUGUCAACAUCAGUGUCCUGCGACAUGAAGCUGAGUUCUACGGGAUUACUCCCUUAGUGCGGCGCCUCCUGCUCUGUGAGGAACUGGAGCGCUCCUCAUGUGGUAGCGUGCUCUUCCACGGAUACCUACCCCCUCCAGCUGUUCCUGCCAGUAGGCCGAGCCCUGCAUCAGCAGCCUCUGAUGAGCGAGCAGGUCCGAGUGGAGCAGAGGGAGUCACCCGGGUUCACCCCUGUUUGUCCUGCCCAGAGGACACCCACAAACUGGGGCCUGUGGUAGACCCAAGAAAAGUGCUUAUAAUAGCAGGACACCACAACUGGAUUGUGGCAGCCUAUGCGCACUUUGUCAUCUGCUACAGGAUUAAGGAAUCGUCUGGAUGGCAGCAGGUGUUUUCCUCACCUUACCUUGACUGGACCAUUGAACGUAUCGCACUUAAUGCUAAGGUUGUAGGCGGUCCGCAUGGAGACAAAGACAAGAUGGUGGCUGCAGCCUCUGAAAGCAGCAUCAUACUCUGGAGUAUCCAAGAUGGAGGCAGUGGUAACGAGAUAGGUGUAUUCAGUCUCGGUGUACCCGUUGACAACCUCUUCUUUAUUGGCAACCAACUCGUGGCUACAAGCCACACAGGAAAAGUUGGGGUGUGGAAUGCUGUCACACAACAUUGGCAGGUUCAAGAUGUGGUUCCCAUCACCAGUUGUGACACAGCAGGAUCCUUCCUACUACUGGGCUGUAACAAUGGCUCUAUCUACUACAUAGAUAUGCAAAAGUUUCCACUGAGGAUGAAGGACAAUGAUCUUCUGGUGACUGAGCUUUACCAUGACCCAUCGAACGAUGCCAUCACUGCACUGUCAGUGUACCUCACCCCUAAAACCAGUGUGAGUGGGAACUGGAUAGAGAUAGCCUACGGAACGAGCAGCGGUGCGGUGAGAGUGAUUGUGCAACACCCAGAGACGGUGGGAUCCGGUCCUCAGCUCUUUCAGACCUUCACUGUGCACAGGAGCCCGGUCACAAAGAUUAUGCUGUCUGAGAAACAUCUGGUAUCAGUAUGCGCAGAUAACAACCAUGUCCGCACAUGGACGGUGACCCGGUUCAGAGGCAUGAUCUCCACACAGCCAGGCUCCACCCCACUGGCUUCUUUUAAGAUACUAUCCCUGGAGGAGACGGAGAGUCACGGAAGCUACUGCUCUGGGAAUGAUAUAGGCCCAUUUGGAGAAAGAGAUGACCAACAAGUGUUCAUCCAGAAGGUCAUCCCCAUCACCAACAAACUGUUUGUGCGACUCUCUUCUACUGGAAAGAGGAUAUGUGAGGUGCAGUCAGUGGAUGGAACCACUAUCUCGUGUUUCAUGGUACGGGAAUGCGAGGGUUCGAGUCGAAUGGGAUCCCGACCGCGGCGUUAUCUUUUCACUGGCCAUGGCAACGGCAGCAUUCAAAUGUGGGACCUGACCACUGCGAUGGACACGGCAAACAAAGGAGAAGAGAGGAAGAAAGAGGAUGUCGGUGGGCCCACAGAGGAGGAGCUGCUACAGCUACUGGACCAAUGUGACCUGAGCACUUCCCGCUGUGCAACACCAAACAUUAGCCCAGCCCCCUCCAUGCUGCACCACUCACGGCUCAGGGAGUCCUGCUCCAGCCUGCAGUUACAGGCCCAGGAGCCCAUUCCUGAGAACCAAGCCACGUACGGAGCAGUGCGCCCCUACAGAGAGAGCCCCCUGCUGGCUCGAGCUCGGAGAACAGAGUCCUUUAACAGCUACAGAGACUUUCAGAACUUCAGCCUGAGCCGCGGUGCUCUGGAUAACGCGGGGCAGACGUUAAACCACGGGCCCCACCAGACCCCGGAUCCCCGGCGCUCAUUAUGUGACUUCGGGCCUGAUGACAGUGAGAGGAGAGCCUCGGUUUUGGAGCUCUGGGCGUACCGCACAUCCAGUGCAAGCUCGGGCGUCUCUGUCGGUGGCAUCUCAGGGACAAAAGCAGAAGGCAGACAAGAGUCUCCACGAAACCCCCCAGACAGCCCAGUCCCAGGAGGGGAUGUCAGGAGAAAAGUGCCCCCUCAGCCAGAGGAGGGAGAAGGGCCUGGAUCUGGAGGAGAGGGGCUGAAAACAGACGGAGGAACGAAGAAAAAGGGAGUGCUAGAGGGCAGUUUUCUGGGGAGAAAGAAGGCUCCCCCAGUUCCGCAGCUCUCCUCCGUCCCGUCUGGAUCGGAGGGCGGGGGCAGUGACUCGUCUGCUAACGCCUCACCUUCCCCAACCAAAGUGGCUGCCUCCACCUCGCCCCGACACAGGAAGCCGGCGCCUGACCCGGCCAGUCAGGACAGCAGCCUGUGAGAGCUGCUCAUCUAUCGAUUACAACCUGAAACUUCCCUGUUAAUGCACACGAGACAGGAGGGCUGAGUACAAGAGAAAAGGAGAACAGAAAACUAACUGCUGGCCAGUUUGCCUCGUUCCUUCCACUACAUUUUUUUGCCCCGUCUGUGGUCUUUCCAUCCAGGAUGAAAUACCAUGCUCAUUGAAUCCACCACACACGAGGCAAUUACAUCUUCCCAGCACUAAAUACACUACAUCUCAUUUUGAUCGUUUUUUUUAUAAAACUUCUAGGUGUAACUGGAAAUCUCAGUUGGAUUCUGGUGUUUGCUUUAGGCUGUCUUAGCGGAUGGGUGAUAAUGUUCACACAUUUCUGUCUAAGUUGGCCCACUCAGCUGAAGAAUGUCUGAAACGCUUUGCUUCUCCCGUGCUGGCGAGGCCCGCUCAACAUAUCCAGAAACAUAUUCAGGUCUGAUCAGGUACACAGAACAGUAAGGUUGCGGCCUGCUUGUAAAUGACAGGUCCCAGAGGAGGUGAGGUGCACUAGUUUGCUGACAUUGCGUUUUUUCACGUGUGUUUGGUUUGGUUCGUAAGAAAAACACAACUACAAAAGUCGAAAAAGCCACACACAGAAACCCAGAAACACACACAAUAGUUGAAUAAUUAAUCAAUUAUACACAUUUGUCAAUCGAAAAGAGAGCAUGUAGGAUUACAAUAUUACUAAUAUGACCAUCAACUUACCCCACAGCUGUUAAUCAAAUCCCCAAUCUGUGAAUACUUCACCGCGGUAAGUUAUUGUUGUUGACACUAAACACCACUGAUAGCUUUCAGUGAAGAAAUUUCCUCGGUCAAGUAUGCGACACAAUAUUUAAGCUUCGCCGGCCGACAGCUCAGUGCUGUGCCACACCGGUGUUAAGGCGGGCAAGAGAAACUUUGAUCCUGGUUUGAAAGAUCUGAUUAAUUCUUCUGGGUUUUACCUAAUUAUUGGCCGACUUCAGCAGUCAGAAGCUGACCUGUCAGUUAUAAUGUCAGUAAUAAUGUGCUCCCGUACUAAAUGUAGUUUCAAACGGCCCUAUUCCUCUAUAAAUAUUCUAAAAUGAACAAAAGAAUUUGAUGGGAUGUUUUUAACGUGACAGUUAAGCAGAAAAAUGCAUUGAACCCAUGUCCUCCUCUCCCAGUGGUGCCUGUGAAAGAUCAUGUUAAUUAUUUUUUUAAAUGUCAUCUUUUAAAUUACUUGCGUGUUUAGCUUUAUAUCAGGACCUACCCUUACACUAUAUCACUUUACUCCCCUUCGGUGCGUGUGGGACGACUGGUGCAGUGCCUUAUUAACUAAUAGUGUGUCUGAACUGAAACAUACAGUAAUGUGACCAAAGGCUUGUGAAGAUCCAGAUCCGUGCCGACGCGUCUUAUGGACCUAUUCAUUCUGACUUUGGCUAAAAUUGUGUUACAACAGAUUUACAACAAGCCAAGUCAAAUCUGAUCAUUGGUGGCAUUACAUAUGAAUUGUUCAGUUAUUGUUGUAAAUAACUGACACAUAUUAAGGUGGAAAUAGGAAGCUUCUAAGCAAGGCCCUGGGAAAUGUACUGUCACAUGUUCUGUUUUUGUGUGGAGAGUACACCACACUCUCACUUUCAGGCCUCACACCAUAAAAUGUGUGUGCGGCAUACAGUGGAAGUAGACCUAAACAGUUGGUUGUGAUUCAUGUGUGAUUGAGACAUUUGUCUGGUCAGCUUAUAUCCUCAUUGUGUCUGGUACUUUUGCAAAUCUAAACUUUAUCCUGCAACUUUUGGAUUUGCCAAAUUUCACAUCUGCAUUAUUCCAGAUUUUUGGAAAAGGAAAUAUUACCGGCCCUGUGGUCACUGCUUGUACAAAGAUGUAGUUUUUUUAUAUACUAACUGUACAGACAGUAGACUUACAUACUGAAAACAAAUUCCUACUAUGGAUGCAUUAAUUUGUAUUGGUGUGUUUACACAGACAUGUACGUCCAUUUAAGGCCUGCAUUCAUGUAAUCAUGUAUUUGACCUAAAUGCAUUUGUCCUUUGCAUUAUGAAUACUAAUGUUACUGUAUGUUACUGUAACUUACUAGCAUUUAUUUUGGAUGGUUAAAACUACUUAACGUUUAGAGUGUAUUUCAAUACAUAGCUGUUUAUCCGCGUUCUGUUUUAGCUUUCAUCUCUCAAAGCCUCCAUGGCGAUGUUUACAUUAUACUACAGCCGGAUGCUAGUGAGCAAAAAGAAAUACAUUUCUCUUUAUUUAACUUUACUGUAUGUCAUUUUUUUAGAUUAUGUGUAUAAGAAGAGGUAUAUUUAGUUGUAACGUUAUUGACAGCUUCUUCCAAACUCAUCAAAUGACUAGUACUGCAUUCACAGAAAAAAAAAAAGAUUUUUUUAUUUUUUAAAGAUGACUGCUAUGUUCUUUCUCACUAAGUCGUUGAGACAAGUAAUUUUUAUCAAACAUACAGUUACUUUUCUAUGCAUCAUUGUGUGAGAGAGAAUUUAGAAGAGUCUCUGCGUUUAACAUGCUCGGAUGUUAAACGGAUGACGAGAACUUCAGCAAGACGACUCUAACACGCAGUCGGUGUUUCAAAGGUUGGGGUGUUUCGGUUGUCAAAAGCGGGAAAGCUGGGGAAGCAGAAAGGCAGCGCGACCAGUCACAGCGGAGUUUUCAGCGCAUGGUUUGUUAGGAUGUCUUGCUGAAGCGCACUUUUUUUUUUGUUUUGGGCGUUGUAAAGGCGCACAAACAUGUUUGUGUCCCCUGCGCUUUGGUUUCACUAACCUUCCCUCUCAGACCGUCUCCUCUCUGAGACGCCGUCUGUCCACGUUGUGAUUUAUGAGUUUAAUAAAACCCUCUGUGAGUGUGUGCGUGUAGCUCAGGGCCAUACUGUCCCUUACAAUCACUCCACAAGCUCUCCUUUCACAGCCUCACCCUCCCUCCGUGGCUGACAAUAGCUGUGAAUGUGGCUGUGAAUGCUGCAGAAGUGCCCUUGUCAAAUUGGCGUCCUUGAGCGAGGGCACGGUUGUUACUGCCAGUUUGUUAAUUUCAAACUUGCCUCAAUGUCCCCUUAAGGGACGCAGGAGUAAAACUAAAUUACGGGUGCAUAGUUUUGAUGGAGACACUGGGCCUGGUGCGCGCUUGUGGUGUGUUUGUGUGUGAAUGCGUGUGGUAAAUAAGUCUGUGCAGCUGCUAGCACAUCUGUUGUACAAACUCAGCAGAAAGGAGGAUUUCAGAAUGGAUGUUUCAGCUUAGGAAAUGAGUCUUUGUAAAAGAACACAUUCAGAAUCAGAAUUUUCAGCCUUGUCUCAAUGCUUAAUAAAACACUUGGUUUAAUAUUUUUCACCCCAGUACACGCACAAACACAAUUCAUUCAAAUGUGUGUGCUAACUAUUGUAAUAUCAUUGAUGUAUUUCUAAAUGUUUAUUUUAAUAUUUAUACUGAGGCACAAUAUCACUAUGGAAAAAAUACUCACAUAUGUAAUGUAGGUGUUGUUCUUUUGUCAUCAUAACACAUCUGCAUUGUUAGUCCUUUCUAGGUUUUGUUUGCACAUUAACGUGUCACAUUUGUGCUUUCUUAAAGUGCUGCUUUAAAUGCUGACAGUUUGGUUCAAAGCGGUGUUAAGAUUAAAGUGCUACAAGCUGUCUCUCGUGUUCUCUUUUUUUUAACCACAGAGGUUACUUUC